AUGGCAGAAUCCCACCCAGUUGAUGCCCCACUACAGGCACAAGAUGCGCAAUUAGAAUCCGAGUCUGAAAAUGAAGAACAAGUUCAAGAUCAACAAGCAGAUGCCGGCGAAGGCUCAACUACCUCCAAACCCAAGAAAAAAAAGAAGAAGUCCAAGAAGUCUAAAAUCGUCAAUGCGCUCACAGGCAAACAGGAGGACAAAUCUUCUGAACCCGCCGAGAGUUCCACCUCCAAAUCUGGUCCCAAGUUGGAUGAGGCUACCAUGAAGACAUUGUUGGACGUGAACCCUGCACUGAAGGGUGAAUUGGCCGGUCUACCACCUGAGAAAGCACAGGAAGUGUUGAAGAAGUUAAAUGUGUCUGAUCUUCUCACUGGUCUCACAAUCAAUGGCAAGAAUCAGAAAGACAUGGCUUCCUACAAGUUUUGGUCGACACAACCUGUGCUUCGCUUUGAUGAAAAGCCCGACGCCGAGAAACCAGACGGUCCCAUCAAGCCUGUUAUUCCCGAAUUGGUCCCCAAAGACGCUGCACCUCUCCCAGAGGGAUAUGAAUGGGUGGAGAUAGAUUUGAACAAUGAGGUCGAAGUCAAAGAAGUCUACAAUCUUCUCUCCCAACACUACGUCGAGGACGAUCAUGCCAUGUUCCGCUUCAACUAUUCUGCUGUCUUUUUAGAUUGGGCUUUGAAAUCUCCUGAGUACAAGAAGAGCUGGCAUAUUGGUGUCCGUGCAAAGGGAGCCAGCCGAGUACUUGUGGCUACCAUCUUCGGUAUACCUAUCAAGUUGAAGAUACGUGAGAAUGUCUUGGAUGUUGUUGAAAUCAACUUCAUGUGUGUUCACAAAAAGUUGAGGUCGAAACGAUUGGCACCUGUUCUCAUCAAGGAAGUCACCAGGAGAUGUCAUUUGGUCGGUGUUUACCAAGCGAUCUACACUGGUGGUGCGAUCCUACCCACUCCAGUAGGAAGUGCUCGAUAUUAUCAUCGAAGUCUUGACUGGUUGAAACUGUACGAGGUUGGAUUCUCUCCCUUACCACCAAACAGCACACAGGCGAAAAUGGUCGUUCGAAAUCAAUUACCGACAACCACCAGCACGCCAGGACUUCGAGUCAUGCAGGAAAAGGAUAUUGACGGCGUCCACGACCUUCUCACACGAUAUCUCCAACGGUUUGAACUUACGCAAGAGUUUUCCAAAGAUGAAAUCAAGCAUUGGUUUCUCAACACCCAGAAACCUGAGGAUCAAGUGGUCUGGUCAUUUGUGGUUGAAGGAGAAGGUGGUAAGAUCACGGAUUUCGGUAGCUUCUACUGUUUGGAGAGCAGCGUCAUUGGAGACAUGAGCAAGAAACACCCCAACAUCCGCGCCGCCUACCUCUACUACUACGCAACGGAACACGCCAUGAAUCCCAAGGAAAAAGGCUUGAAGGAGAGGCUGCUGGUACUGAUCAAUGAUUUACUCAUCGAGGCGAAGAAGGCCAAAUUCGACGUCUUCAAUGCUCUAACCCUCCACGACAACCCGUUAUUCCUGGAACAGUUGAAAUUUGGCGCAGGAGACGGCUCGCUCCAUCACUACCUGUACAAUUGGCGCACGAAGCCCAUCAACGCUGGGGUGGAUGCGAAGAAUCGGCCGGACGAGUCCAAGAGAGGUGGCAUUGGCAUCGUCCUCCUGUGA
Messenger RNA from Exophiala bonariae, 1659 nucleotides. RefSeq lists its product as uncharacterized. Gene Ontology annotation, molecular function: glycylpeptide N-tetradecanoyltransferase activity. Gene Ontology annotation, cellular component: cytoplasm. The coding region runs from base 1 to 1659 and encodes 552 amino acids. Gene Ontology annotation, biological process: N-terminal peptidyl-glycine N-myristoylation. The record is from RefSeq and is a predicted model, not a curated record. Lineage: Eukaryota; Fungi; Ascomycota; Eurotiomycetes; Chaetothyriales; Herpotrichiellaceae. The transcript is spliced from 2 exons.